UAUUCCUCGGGCACAAACGUUAUAGUAUCAAAUAUUAAAUGGCUGUGCCUUGUACAAGGUGACAAGUUGUGACAGCGUAGCACAACAACAACAGCCGACGCUAUUCUACCGCAUUUAUCUGGUCUACAUUGUGCAAUAGCUGUUUUAGAGUAUGACAGUUUGGUAGAAGGAAUCAGUAUAUUUUCAAGUUCAACAAUGGCAAAUAAGAAUACGCUACCUGACACUACCACAACGAACGUGACAGAUCCCACCGAGCCGGUCCGUGUAACUUUUGCAGAUGUAUCUGCAGCACCGUAUAGAAUUAGAGAAGGGGUACCUCAAACCCCUUGUGAGGUGGGUCAUUCUCCUGUUAAAUAUUGUAUAAAUAUUUUAUACACCUGACAGACAUACAGUUUAAAGUUAUAUAAUAAUCUGCAUAGUCAUUGAUAGAAUAAUUGCACAAUAAGUUUACAAUGCAAAGUUCUGUUUUAUAAGUUUUAAUACAACUGUUUUGAUAAAAACCGCUACAUUAAUCGCAUACAAUAUGUAGUGUAUGUAGCGGUUUUAUACCAAUAGCAAACAUUAGUUAACCUUUGAACUGAUUUUUUACAUCUGAAAUUCGAACGGUGUUUUAAAACGAAUAUUUUUCUAAUUUACAUUUUAUAUAUUUUUUUUGUUACUUUAUUUCAAAUUAGAAUAAUAUUUUGUAACUUUUGAUAAUUUUAUUAUUUUACAAAAAUACCUAUGUUUUAGCUUAUAAAAUUGUGGAUUUUUGCUGCUAGAAUUUAGGUUUAUUUCGAUAAAAUAAAUUUGAUAGGAAGCGUUUGCUCCAGUGCAAUUAUUUUUGUCGACGUGUAAACCAAAUUGACGUGUUGCAUAAUAAAACCAAAGUCCAAUUUUUAAAAUCAACUUUAUUUGACGUAAUCGAAUAGAGAGUUUACUUGACUUACUUAAAUUCUUUACUAGAAAUUUAAAAAUUUUUAGUAUAAAGAACAGUUUACAAAAUUAACAUAUCACUUGCAAUUAUGCAAAGAAUGUAAACAUUAAACAAAUGGUAAGGGGUAGGGUAGGGUAAGGGUUGAUAUGGGGUGUGUCACAUAGAAAACCUAAUUUUCCCUUAUCCAACCCUUUACCAAAUAAUCCAAAGCUUAACCCUAAGGCAGAGUUACAGUAACCUUAAAUCCUAACCCUAUCAAUCUCAAUAAUUUCAUGUAGAUAUAUGAUUUUAUCUUAUCUUAUUCAAAAUUUACCAUUUUUAUUGAAAUAUAUUUAACAGCUUUCCAAAAUGUCAGAAUCGCUUGGGAUGCAGGUGUACUUCAAAAAAGACUAUCUUUUACAUACAGGAAGGUCAGUGAGCCAUUAAAUGCACUCUCCAUGUCUUUCGUUAACCAAUGAAGCUGCAAUACAUCCUGAUGUCACCUCUACCCGACUGUUACUUUAAUUUGUCUAACGCCAACAAUUUUAUUUGUCAGGGGAGCAUAUUGGCAUUAAAAUUUAUUUCAAUUUGCAUUUUUUUAGUUUCAAGGAACGAGGAGCAAGAAACACACUCAUCAUGUUGUCGGAUGUAUGAAUAUGUUAUAGUAAUAGCUUAAUUAUCAAUGUCAGGAUUUGGGGUAUCUACACUUGAUAACUAAUUGACAUAAUUGUGCAUCCCUGUACCAGAAUCACAGGGCCACAGGUUCUAUUCCUGCCAGAUGGCCUAAAGUUGCAUUUUUCUGCAACUGCUCUGCAAAUGUAUAAAUAUUUACACUCGAAAUUUCCAACUACAAAACCUCUCUGAUAUGUGUAUCUCUCUAAUAUGGACAUCUCUCUAAUACACAAGCCUCUUUAAUACAGAUACCUCUCUAAUACAGAUACCUCUUUUCUUUAAUAUAGGUACCUCUUUAAUACAGAUACCUCUCUAAACAGAUACCUCUCUAAUACAGAUACCUCUUUAAUACACAAACCUCUUUAAUACAGAUGCCUCUCUAAUAUAGAUACCUCUUUAAUACACAAACCUCUUUAAUAUAGAUGCCUCUCUAAUAUAGAUACCUCGCUAAUAUAGAUACCUCUCUAAUAUACACACCUCUCUAAUACAAACACCUCUCUAAUACAGAUACCUCUCUAAUACAGAUACCUCUCUAAUACAGAUACCUCUUUAACACAAACACCUCUCUAAUACAGAUACCUCUCUAAUACAGAUACCUCUCUAAUACAGAUACCUCUCUAAUACAGAUACCUCUCUAAUACAGAUACCUCUCUAAUACAGAUACCUCUCUAAUACAGAUACCUCUCUAAUAGAGUGACUGCUUUCAUUGUUGUUAAUUUGAUGACCUGGAAGAUAAAGAAUGCGUUUCCUCGACGUUUCGAGCAAAGGCCCUUCAUCAGGACAGUUAAAUAGGCUGUUUAUUACAAGUAGAGUGAUUUACUGCAUGCUUGACAGAAUUUACUCAACGGAGGGGAUCAAACUAAACUAAAAAAUUUCCGACCAAAUUUGAAAAUUUCUGGUCAAAUUUCAUUUUGCUUGGAAGUUUUGCCGGACAAAUUUAAAAAUUAUUUCAGGCUCUGUACAGACACCUCUCUAAUAGUACAUACACCUCACUAAUACAGAUACCUCUCUAAUACAGACACUUCUCUAAUACAAACACUUUCUAAUACAAAUACUUCUCUAAUACAGACACCUCUCAGUAAUACAGACUGAUGCGGACACUUUGCUGUGUCCUUCACUGUAUUUCAAACCUUCUAUUUCAGGAGCAAAAGAAAAAAGGUGUGAUUGCAGCCUCGGCAGGCAACCACGCUUUAGCUCUGUCAUACCAUGGUCAACAACUUGGUAUUCCAGUUACCGUGGUAAUGCCAACAAAUGCACCAAUUAACAAAGUUGCUUCGUGUCGGAAGUAUGGAGCAAAUGUUCAUGUACAAGGUUCUGAUCUGAUUGAUGUAAGCGAUUGCUUUAAAUGAUUGAUAAUCUUAUUCACUGAUAAUUAUGAUCGAUAUACAUUGAUUCUAAUUUGAUUGGUUAUAAUAUUUAUGUAUAAGAUAUAUGGUCACAAAAUAGCUCAAAAGUUCAUUUAUCAGCUAAGUAGUGUUCAUUAGUAGAUUUAGAAAGUUACUAGAUUAAUUUGUUCGCUUAUGUUAUAACAAUACAUUCAUUCAUUAUAAUUUCAUUGUUAUAAUGGUAAUGAGUAACAUAUAUAGUUACUUGGUUAAUUAGUUGAUUGGAUAAUAAUUUGUUAUCUCCACUGUUAAUUAGUUUGUUAUGGAUUAAUUAGCUUUAAUCAGUUAAUAGGUUUAUUUCUUGAUUGACUGCUUACAUAGUUACUUUGGUAAAUGGUUGAUUAAACAAAUUACAGUGAUAAUAUUCUCUCUCUCUGUAGUCAAAAGACAUAGCGUUUAAAAUGUGCAAAGCAAAUGGAUUGCAAUAUAUUAAUGGGUAAGCCUAUCUUUUUACUCAUCAGGGGGAUAUAGUGCUAGCUGCCACUCAAUGGGUUAAAACACCGAGGCAAACAAAGUAAUGCUUGAAACUUGACAGAAAUAUGUCUGCCUAUCUUCAGGCCAUAUACACAUGGUUACUUUAAACAAAAUUAUUGUGGGCAAUAGCUGGAAAUGCACUUUCUGGGCUUGUAAUUUUCAAAAAAAUUUGGGGACAUGCCCCCAAACACCUCUAGGAAGGUUCAUCUCAAUACCAGGCUACCAGCCACCCCCACCCCCAGCUCAAAGUCAGUGAGAGUUGGCAGUCACUCCCAUCAACUCUCAUCGUCGUUUGAGCGGGGCUUUGGUACUCUCUAUGAGCGCGAAAGACUUGCUGGGAAUCGCUAAAAAAUUAAUUAAUUUUUAGCGAUUCCCAGCAGCCUUUCGCACUCGUAUUCGACUUUUCCGCUUUGCUCAGGGAAUCAGGGACAACCUUAAUUGAAAUAGCUAUAUACACCAUACCUUUAGACAAGGGUGGGUAGUAGCGAAGUAGUUGUAGUUCGCUACUGUAGCGAACUACAAUUUUCAAGUAGCCAGUAGUUUUUGACUACUUUUUUAAAACAGUAGUUGUGGUUGUAGCGAACUACAUUUUGCCUAAAAGUAGCCAAAUAGUCGACUACUUUUCAAACAGUGAAUCGCUAUUCGCUACUUUUUAAAAUUGUUAGCAACCGUUCAUAGAAUAGAAUGAUGAUAAGACACGGUUUGCUUAAAAGAUUAUUUUAUACAGUAAAGAUUAUUUUAGCGCAAUGAAAAGUGGCACUCCUGAACACUGUAGUGCUUAUAAAAAUGUUGCUUUGACCCUUUUUGUUUACUGUUGCUACUCAUAAGAACUCAUAAGUCGAUCCGUUAUAGGUUAUAUUACACCCUGAACUAGUGGAUGCUCCAAAUACCGUAAAACUAAAAAAUAUAGAGUAGCGAAAUAGCAAAAUAGUUCGCUACAUUUUUUAAGCAGUAGCUGUAGUCAGUAGCGAACUACCUUUGUUCAAAAGUAGCAGUAGUUGUAGCUGACUACAUAUUUUUGAAGUAGCUGUAGUUAUAGCGAACUACAAAAAUUUUGUAGUCAACCCACCCUUGCCUUUAGAUAUGACCAUCCCAAUAUUCUCGCGGGUGCAGGCACCAUGGGUCUCGAGAUCAUGGAACAAGUCAAGGAUGUCGAAGCUGUAAUAAUUCCAGUCGGAGGUGGUGGUUUGAUUGCUGGGGUCGCUGUAGCUGUAAAGACAUUGAGUCCUAGUACUCUAGUUAUUGUGAGUCCUAGCCUUGGAUUUUAUCAAAAAGAAAAUAUACCAUUAGAAAACGAUUAUAUUUAGUUUUACUGCAUGAAAAUUUGGUGCAUAAAGGACAAUUACUGAUCAUUCCUUUUUGGUUCAGUGUUACUACAGCAGAAAACAGGGCUAGAUUUAGAAAAAAACCUAAAUUAGCUAUGCACUUUGAAAAGAUUUCAAGGGAUAUGCAUUUUUCAAGGGCGUGGAGUCGGAGAGAUGUCCAAGUUUUACCGCGGCAAUGAAAGCUGGGAAACCUGUAAAGAUUGAUGUGAACCAGGCGAUGACUUUAGCUGAUGGUAAAUUUUACAGAACUAAGUUUAAUUGUUUUAGAUUAACUAGUUAAUAACGCUUGCCCAGGCAUAUAAGUGUUAAUAACAUUUCUGAAGUCAUUAACAGAACCAUCUGGUGCGAUUUGGCUGCUUCAUAGAGGUUAUAUAUCUCGUUUCAUUCAGGUCUAUGCGUUUCAAAAGUUGGCAACAAUGCAUUUCACACCGCUAAUCAAUUGAUAGAUAGAAUGAUUACUGUCAGGUAAGAUUCGAAACUUCGUGAAAGGAUAACUUGAACACCUGCUUGAACAGUUCUAAACUGUUCUCUCUAGAGGUCCAGUAAGGACCAUCCCUUCUGUGUCCAGUGCCACUACAGGAGGAAACCGAAAUACUAGCUUGCGGUGUUUGAAUAACCUGCAGUGUUUGAUAACUCCAUCAAUUCAUUAAAAUUGGCCAUUGUCACUGCGCAAAUGUGGGGCACAUUAAGUAGACAUAUUUUUGUACUGAUAUUUUGGUAUUCGUUUAUUUUUCUCAGUGAAGAGUACAUAGCUCUAGCUGUGUUGCGAUUGGUGGAAGAAGAGAAAGCGACAAUAGAAGGCGCGGGCUCGACAGGUCUAGCCGCCUGCCUUGCGGGUCUAGUACCCGAAUUGAAAGGCAAGAGGUACAGUUCUUAGUAUUCUACAAUAAGCUAUCUUUUCAGGUACUUCAGACACAAACCACGAUCGUGUGCAUGUACGGAAUGCAGCCAACAUUUUGUCUCACGUCAAUGCCGCCUUUUGUUUGCAAAAACCAUAGAAAUAUUUCUUAUACAUGCUUGUGUGAUGUUACUCUGAGUGUAUAUCCACACCGGGCAGGCUUGAAAAAUAUGCCUGGCCACGGUGGGAAUCGAACCUACGACCUUUGGAAUACUAGCCCAAUUAGAUUACAUUGAUAUCGAAGGAACUAGACUCAGUUCCGAAAUAUCGCAUACUCGAACCGACCUGACCGCGUAGCUCAGUUGGCAGAGCAUUGGGCUAGUAUUCCAAAGGUCGUAGGUUCGAUUCCCACCGUGGCCAGGCAUAUUUUUCAAGCCUGCCCGGUGUGGAUAUACAUUCAGAGUAACAUCACACAAGCGUCUUAUUCACCUGAGUACAUUACACCAACAAAGCAAAUAUCAUUUCUUAUACACUGUCAAGUUUUCCUUGGCGGCCGCACACACGAACAUAUUUUCUUUGACCAAAAGCUGACACGACUAGCUUUGGAACAAUGUUCCUUGGCAAAGAAAAAUGGUCAAAUUUUUGCUGUACACACAAGCAAAUAAAAGUCGUCAAGGACGCAACUUGUCACAAGGAAAAGUUGUUCCUCUGUACGGGACUAAGUACUAAGCUUGUAUAUAUUUUGUAGAGUUGUGAUAGCACUUUGCGGAGGGAAUAUUGACUCUACGGUACUAGGGAGGUGUUUAGAGCGAGGUCUGGCAGCGGACGGUCGUCUGGUUCGAUUUGUAGUGACAGUGAGUGACAGGCCUGGUGGUAUUGCGGAGUUGACAAGAUUGCUGGCUAAUAUUGGAGCGAGGUAAAUGUACCUUCACCACCGUCGCUAUUGGUCUGUUUCAGUGCGUUUGGAAUUAUUCAGUAUGGUUAAGUUAUAUAUGGUUUAAUAUGCAUAUACUGCUUUUUUUAGUGUGAAAGAUAUAUUUCAUGAACGUGCGUGGUUGACGUCCAGUAUAUUCAGUGUCCAGGUAUGGCUAUUCAAUGCUUUAUAUAUUUUUUUAGAAAUUCCUAAUUGAACAAACUUUUAAAUUUGUUGUCAUUAUAAAACAAUGGUUCCUGGUUUGUCCACCUUCGGGAAACAUGGCUAGGAAACAAUGUUCCCUGUUUGGUCUACCUUCGGGAAACAUGGCUAGGAAACAAUGUUUCCUGGUUUGCCCACCUUUGGGAAACAUGGCUAGGAAACAAUGUUUCCUGGUUUGUCCACCUUCGGGAAACAUGGCUACGAAACAAUGUUUCCUGGUUUGCCCACCUUCGGGAAACAUGGCUAGGAAACAAUGUUUCCUGGUUUGUCCACCUUCGGGAAACAUGGCUAGGGAACAAUGUUUCCUGGUUUGUCCACCUUUGGGAAACAUGGCUAGGAAACAUUGUUUCCACGUUCCCCCAGACUGAAUUUUCGCAUCCAUCCUGUUUUCUAUUCAGGUCAAAGUGGUGGCUGAAAUACGUGACCGUGACCAUGGCAACGAACUUAAGGAGGCUCUGACAUCAAGAUACGGCAAAGCGUUCUUAUGGGGCGCUCACUAUAACUGCCAAUCUAGCUAGGAUUUAAACAAUUUUGUAAAUGCUGUAGUGUAAUAAUUGUAUUGAGUUGUGAAAUUUUGGUACCGCACAAUAUUUAAUAGAAAGGCAAUAGAAAUGUAUGAAAUAUUAGACUAUUAAAUAAAAACAGAAUUGCCAAAAUGCAGAAAAGACAUGAACCUAAACGUUUGGUCUCGAAUAAAAGCAAAAAUAUCAAACUCGGUCUUAAACGAGCUCAUUUUAAUGUUAACUGAAAAUGGUUAUUAGACUAUUAAACAUGUCCAUAUUUAAAAGUGUUUAUACAGUGCGUAUUGGUGCGAAAAAGUGUUGUUUUGUUUAGCCUUUAUGGUGAAUUGUUAGUCUAUACAGUGCAGAUGGAUGGUUGCUAUAUAAGGAUGCAUGUUAUAUAGGCUGGUGGUUAAACAUUGUCAAUGUUUUUGUGAUCACAGAUUCACAGUAGGAAUUUUGCAUAGAUACAUUCUAAGUUUUGAAGGAUUUGUACGAGAUGUUUGAGGGAACUGUCUCGAUGUUAAACACGAAGUCAGUUCAGUCAAUCCUUCAAAAGGGUUAGAAUUUACCAGGCGUGUAGUCUCCGAGUGUCGUCUUAAGUCUGGUUUCCAUAUGGUGGUAACUGUGGCGAACGUGUUGUAACUCUCGUCAGAGUAGUGUUCGCGAUCAAAUGAAAACAUGAAGAAAAGUCUUGACGCGACACGCUGGCAACAGUUCACGACAGUUACAACAGUGUCGUCGAGAUAGACUCGAGUUCUAUCUCGACGACAGUUGCGACAGGCUAAAAACGUGUCGUGACUGUUAUGUUUUAAUGGAAACAGAAAAACGACAGCGUGGCAACAGUUUCGCAACAAUCAAGGGGAGGGGGGACUGUGUUUGUUUUUUUAAAACUGCCGCCAGCUGCUUGUACGAUCCCUGGGUACGAAAUUAACCAUUGUACGACAGUUACAAUCGUAUGGAAACAAGCAUAAAAAUCAUUCAAGUGUGACUAACCCCAAAUAUGAUUUUUGGUAUGUGUAAUAUUUGGGUCAUUCGAAAACGAAAUGUAAUGUAUCUUUGUAGUAAAAGACCUCAUCUUGAUCAACUUUUUCACUGUCAAAGUUUCCAGAUAUGACGUCAUAGGUGAAUUUUUGGUCCAAAAAACAAAGGAAAACUAAUUUGCAAUUCACCUAAUGACAUCAUAUCCGCAAACUUUGAUAGUGAAAGAGUUGAUCAAGAUUGGAUUUUGUAUUAUAAAGAUAUAUUACAUUUCUUCUUCGAAUCACCCGAAUAUUACACAUACCAAAAAUCAUAUUUGGGGUUAGUCGCACUUUCAUGACAAACACUUCACGACACGUUCACGACAGUUACAAUCAUAUAAGGGACCGGUCAGUAUUUAUGGCGGGGGGUGGUACCGAAGAGAAAAGUUUUUCAUGGCAAAACGUUUGCUGACCCAACCAUCAAAGUAAAAAAUUUGAUUACCCAACCUCAAAUAUCAGUUAGAAAAUAAAUACCCAUUCAGUUGUCACACAUGUCCUUUACCACUUCUGUGACAUGAGUUUGAUAACAGCUUGUGAAAUUUUCUGCAGUCUAAAGUUUCAUGUUGUCUGCACAUGUACUUUCUUUGGAGACACCAUUUGUC
Messenger RNA from Paramuricea clavata, 8848 nucleotides. The record is from the annotation of a GenBank genome assembly. NCBI's taxonomy places the organism in Eukaryota, Metazoa, Cnidaria, Anthozoa, Malacalcyonacea, Plexauridae.